This is a messenger RNA of Amaranthus tricolor (Joseph's coat), 816 nucleotides long. RefSeq names its product 40S ribosomal protein S17-like. Gene Ontology annotation, cellular component: ribosome. The record is from RefSeq and is a predicted model, not a curated record. Gene Ontology annotation, molecular function: structural constituent of ribosome. Gene Ontology annotation, biological process: translation. The transcript has a single exon. Bases 208 to 636 code for a protein of 142 amino acids. Lineage: Eukaryota; Viridiplantae; Streptophyta; Magnoliopsida; Caryophyllales; Amaranthaceae.
UUCAUUUUAUACAAAGAAACCCAGGCCCAUAUAAUUACAUAACCCAUUACCGUUUAGGCAUUUGCCUCUACACACAACCCCAACCAUCUAAAACCCUAAUUUAUUCUCAAUGUUCCCCAAUUUCAUCAGCAGCUUUUGAUUUUCCUUUCCUCUUCUCUCUCGAUCUGAAACCCUAAUUUCCUCCAUAAUCAAACUUCCUGAACCAAAAUGGGUCGUGUUCGCACCAAAACAGUGAAGAAAUCAUCCCGUCAAGUAAUCGAAAAGUACUACUCAAAAAUGACUCUCGAUUUCCAUACAAACAAGAAGGUUCUAGAAGAAGUUGCUAUCAUCCCAUCUAAAAGGCUUCGCAACAAGAUCGCAGGGUUCUCGACUCAUCUUAUGAAAAGAAUUCAAAAAGGUCCAGUUCGUGGAAUUUCCCUGAAAUUGCAAGAAGAAGAGAGAGAAAGGCGUAUGGAUUUUGUUCCAGAUGAAUCCGCCAUUAAAGUCGAUCGCAUUGAGGUUGAUAAAGAAACUAUGGAUAUGUUGGCUUCUCUAGGUAUGAGUGAUUUGCCUGGUCUCGUUGAAGCUGCUGCUGAACCUGCUCCUGUUCCUGCUAUUGGUUUUGGCCGUGGUGCUGGAGGUCCUAGGAGGUUCUAAAAUGAAUUUUGAUUUUAUGAAUUAUUGUUAUGGUGUUUUAAUGUUUUCUAAGAAUACUUUGUUAUAAGAUUUUCUGGAAAGUAGGGAAAUUUUUGGGGUUAUUUGGAUAAGUAAUGUUUUUUGUGGGUGUUUGGCACUUUUGUUUUUACUGGUUAAAAUUGUUCUAGUAAUUUUGGUUAA